AUGGAAAGCAAGAUAAUGGACUCCCUUUCCAUUAAAACUAAAAAAGUUAAAGUUCUCAUUGUUAACCUUGAACAUGUUGAGAAAGAUAUUCAGGAUCUGAUCGCCGAGAAGGCAAUAAUGAAAAGUUGUAUAUCUGAUGUUAAUGGUUUCAUCUCAGACAUUAUCAAGACCAAGGAUCCAAUGAUAACAAUUACUGUUCUGAAGCAUCUUGCUGAAAAGCUAAGACCUAUGUUUGCUAUGUUACUCCACUUGGAGGGUAUUCCGGAACCUUCUGUUAUUCCAAAACAAAGGGGAGAUCAACCGAAAAAGCCUUCAACAACUUCAUUGAAAAAGCCUCCAACAACUUCAGUCAAGCCAAGCAUUAAGAGCAAAUCUGAGCCAAAAGGCAAAGAAAAGCUUUUUUAUGAGGAACCAAUAGUUGAUAACGGUGAUGAAGAAGAGCUUGAUGAAGAAGAACUCAAAAGGUGA
Molecule: messenger RNA, 468 nt
Organism: Lactuca saligna
Lineage: Eukaryota; Viridiplantae; Streptophyta; Magnoliopsida; Asterales; Asteraceae
Source: the annotation of a GenBank genome assembly